UCCAUCACCAUCGUUCCAUCUCUUCCAUCCAUCUCGUUUCUAUUCGGAAUCAUCUACAAAUCGUUAAAUUUCAGCUCAAACAUCUAGAACCAUCAUCAACAUGGCAUCCAUUACUAGUCCUGCGCGGGCUCCAGUCCUUGCAAUGAGUGCUUCCGAGUUGAUUGGAAAUACUCCUUUGGUACGACUAAAUAAGAUUCCACAGAGUUUGGGAAUCGAAGCCGAAGUUUAUGCCAAGGUCGAGCUCUUCAACGCUGGCGGAAGCAUCAAGGAUCGUAUUGCCCUCCGCAUGAUCGAGGAGGCGGAAAAGUCUGGAAGAAUAAAGCCCGGAGACACUCUCAUUGAGCCAACCAGUGGAAACACCGGUAUUGGUCUCGCUCUUGUUGGAGCUAUCAAAGGUUACAAGACAAUCAUUACUCUUCCCGAAAAGAUGUCACCCGAAAAGGUCGCUGUUCUACGAGCACUUGGAGCCACUAUUAUUCGUACCCCAACUCAAGCAGCUUGGGACGCCCCCGAGUCCCACAUCGGAGUGGCAAGACGAUUGUUGAAAGAGAUUCCAAACUCUCACAUCCUCGAUCAAUAUGCUAACGAGAACAACCCCAACGCACACGAAUUUGGAACUGCAGAAGAAAUCUGGAAGCAAACUGAUGGCAAGAUUACUGCUGUUGUCGCAGGAGCUGGUACAGGUGGAACCAUUACUGGAUUAUCUAAAGGCUUAAAGAAACACAACAAAGAUGUCAAAAUUAUUGCAGCAGAUCCCCACGGAUCCAUACUUGCAGUUCCAGAAAACCUGAAUCAAGAACACGCCAACGAAUCAUACAAGGUUGAGGGAAUUGGUUAUGAUUUCAUUCCUGAUGUUUUGGAUAGAGAUUCUGUCGAUGUGUGGUACAAGACAGAUGAUCGUGAAUCAUUCGCCUACGCACGUAGAUUAAUUGCCGAAGAAGGACUUUUGGUAGGAGGUAGUAGUGGUAGUGCUAUUGCAGCCAUGGUAAAGGGAGUCCGUGAUUUGGGACUUGGUAAAGGUGAUACCGUGGUAGUCAUCCUACCAGAUAGUAUUAGAAGUUAUCUCAGCAAAUUUGCCGAUGACGACUGGUUGGCGGCCAACGACCUCCUCCCUCCUACCCCAGAGUCUUCUUUGCCAGCAUCCCCAGUCGCCAAAGCUCAAUCCAAGAAAGAUCCAUACUCUGGAGCGACUAUUCGAUCCCUUCGCCUCAAACCAGUCACAUCUGUCCUCGCCAACUCCUCUUGUUCUGAAGCCGUCGAAACCAUGCGUGAAAAGGGUUUCGAUCAACUCCCUGUCCUCGCUCCAAAGGGCGAUAAACUCGUCGGUCUUGUCACCCUUGGAAACCUUCUCAGUUGGAUUAGUCGCGGGCGUGCCACCGGAAAAAGCCCAGUUUCAGAUGUCAUGUUCGAUUUCUCCCACAUCCCUGAAGUUAUCACCGAUCCCAAGGAUAUCAGUCAUCUUUCUUCGCCUCCUAAGAGCAACGGUAUCGAAACGACAAAGGAUGGCAAGAAGCAGACCACUCCAAAGCGCAAAUUCGUAGAAAUCACACUCGAUACUCCUCUUUCCGCCUUGAGCAAGUUUUUCGAAUGGAACAGUGCCGCAGUUGUUACCGAGAAGGGAAGCGAGGCUGAUGGAUUGUCGAAGCCGGUCGCAGUUGUCACAAAGGUUGAUUUGUUGAGCUGGAUGGUAAAGCAAAGCAAAGUUUAA
Messenger RNA from Botrytis fragariae, 1708 nucleotides. Its product is annotated as putative cystathionine beta-synthase protein. The transcript has 2 exons. The record is from RefSeq and is a predicted model, not a curated record. Gene Ontology annotation, cellular component: cytoplasm. Gene Ontology annotation, molecular function: cystathionine beta-synthase activity; cysteine synthase activity. Lineage: Eukaryota; Fungi; Ascomycota; Leotiomycetes; Helotiales; Sclerotiniaceae. The coding region runs from base 101 to 1708 and encodes 535 amino acids.